AUGCUCAAAAAUAUUUCUCAAUAAGCAAAGUCAUAAGCAGCAGAAUUUUUAGCUUUAGGUGAUCAGUUCAGAUUAGGAGAUCUUCCUACUGAAUAAUAGGCUCCAGAGACUAUCAAUUUAGCAGAAAAUAGCAAAGAUAAUCUCCCUAAAGCUGUUGAAUAGGUUAAGAAACUUGACAUCAUUACCCUAAAUACAUUAACUUCUAAAGUUGUUGAAUUAGAGGCCAUGUACAAGGCUGUUUCUGAUACUUUUGAGUCAGGAAACAAGGUUUAUCUUUGUGGAUGUGGUGCUACUGGACGUCUUAGUUUAGCAUUGGAGUAAAUUUUUAGAUAAGAAGUAACUCAUUUAAAAAAAGAUGCUUUGAAGGAAAGUGUUGUUAGUCUAAUGGCAGGUGGAGAUUUGGCUUUAAUCAAAAGUGUUGAAGAUUUUGAAGAUCAUCCUGAAUAUGCUGUUCAACAUAUGAAGGACCUUUAGUUUGGUCCAAAUGAUUUGCUCAUUGCUAGUACUGAAGGAGGUGAAACCCCAUGGGUAAUUGGUGCCACUAAUUAUGCUUCAGAAUUCAGUUCUCGUAAGCCAUAUUUUCUUUAUUGCAAUCCGGAUGACAAAUUGAAAGUAUAACGUAGUAAAGAAGUAAUUGCAAACCCUAAAAUUAAUAAAAUUAAUUUGACUGUUGGUCCUAUGGCUAUUACAGGAUCUACAAGAAUGCAGUCAACAACUAUACUUAUGUAUGCAAUUGGAUUAGCUAUUUUCCAUUGCCAUCAUUUAACUGGUGCAACAAAAGAAGAGGCUGACAGUACUUUUGUUAUACAAGCUACAAACAAGCUAAAUGUAUUCACAGAGCAUUUCAAAAAUACAAAUACUGGGUCUCUUCUUUCUCCUUUAACAGAAUUCGAAAGCACUAUCUAUAAAGAGAACAACUUUAUUUUUUAUGAAACAACUUCCUACUUUGGUUUAAGUGUCUUGACUGAUACUACUGAGCGUUCUCCUACAUUUUCUUUGUUCCCUUUUGAAAACUAACAAGAUAUUAAUUAAAAAGACUUUUAGCCAUCACUAUGUCACCUAUUAAUGAUAGAGGAUCCUAACUAGCCCUACACACUUAAAGAAGGAGAAACAAUGGUCUAAAGAGCUUGGUUUGAUAUGCUUGGAGGAAGAUAAAUUAGAGGAUUAGACUCAGCUUACUUUUAAAAAUAUGAGCAAAAGGUAGCAACUAAAAGAGCCUUAGGAUAUAAUUUCUCACCCGAAAUCGUAGAACUUCGUAGAUCUUAUUGCCCAAAAAAUUCUAAUCAUUACUUCUUUGCCGUUUAGAGAGUUGUAAGUAAUGAAGGUAAAGUAACUCUAAGAUUCUCUAUUAAAGAAGAUAAAUCAAAUAAAGAAGUAGUUUUUAGUGAAUUUGAUCUUUCUCCUUUCUAAAAUAGAAGACUUGAUGAAUCUAUCUUCUUAAAAAUACUCUUAAACACCCAUUCAACCCUUGUCAUGUGCAGGCUUGAUAAAGUAAAAAGUAACAUUAUGAUAUGGGUGAGACCUUCAAAUCUCAAGCUGAUUGACAGGUCUAUAAGAUACAUUUAAUAUUUUAUCAACGACAGAGCAGAGGAGUUAAAAAAAAUUAAUCUUGAAGCUUUUAAUUCUAUCAACUAUGACCUCAUUUGUGAGGCAUUGUUUUCAGAAUCAGAAACUCUUGAAUAUGGAUAAGCAAUAGUACUUAAGACAACCAAAAGAAUCCUUAGAGAUAUGUUUGAUAUAAACGAUAACUGA
Messenger RNA from Tetrahymena thermophila SB210, 1752 nucleotides. Its product is annotated as SIS domain protein. The record is from RefSeq and is a predicted model, not a curated record. Gene Ontology annotation, cellular component: mitochondrion; nucleoplasm; cytosol. Gene Ontology annotation, molecular function: enzyme binding; enzyme inhibitor activity; fructose-6-phosphate binding. The transcript has a single exon. Gene Ontology annotation, biological process: negative regulation of glucokinase activity; glucose homeostasis; response to fructose. Lineage: Eukaryota; Ciliophora; Oligohymenophorea; Hymenostomatida; Tetrahymenidae.